UAUAGAUUAUAGAUAUAGAUAGAUAAAUUUAUAUAUGGAUUUCAACUCAAAAAUUACAAAAAAUUAGAAUAUUGGCAAAACAAAUCAAAAUUCCUCAUUAAUCUUCACUAAAUUGGAGGAACUAAAUAGGGGCAUUUGUCCCCGAGUCUCAUACUCUCAGUUGCAAAAAGCAAACUGUAAAAUAUUGAAACCCUAAAAGUACCAUGACGGUUCAUGACCGCUGCUAACUGCCAUAAUUGCUGUUGCGCCGUCCUCCGUGAUUGACCACCACCAGACCACCACUUUCCAUUGACUCCAAAUCUCCAAUUUCAGAAAAUAUAAAAAUGAAAGGAGGAACUGUUCAAAUCAAUUGGCACGAUACAAAACCAGUUCUAACCGUAGAUUUUCAUCCUCAUUCUGGACUUCUCGCCACCGGCGGCGCUGAUUUUGACAUCAAGCUCUGGCAAGUGGACUCAAGAGUAGCACAAAAUAAAAUUCCCGCAGCUUCCUAUAAAACUAGUCUUUCAUAUCAUAGUUCAGCAGUGAAUGUUCUUCGAUUCUCUCCUUUAGGAGAGCUUCUUGCUUCGGGUGCAGAUGGAGGAAACCUUAUAUUAUGGAAGGCUCACCUAACAGAUGGCGAUCAAGUAUGGAAAGUCUUCAAAACUUUGUUAUAUCAUACAAAAGAUGUACUGGAUCUGCAAUGGUCUAAAAAUGGGGCUUAUAUCAUCUCUGGAUCGGUUGAUAAUACGUGCAUUAUAUGGGAUGCUGACAAAGGCUCUGUCCUUCAGAUUUUCGAGGCACAUCUCCACUAUGUUCAGGGAGUGGCGUGGGAUCCAUUGUCCCAGUAUGUUGCAUCACUUAGUUCAGACAGAACUUGUAGAAUUUAUGUUAACAAGCCCCAGAAAGUAAAGGGAGGAGAGAAGCUGAAUUAUGUUUGUCAGCAUGUGAUCAUAAAGGCAGAACAACAAUCUGCUAGUGACAACAAGUGUUUGAAGAAUCAUCUCUUUCAUGAUGAGACAUUGCCGUCAUUUUUCCGAAGAUUAGCCUGGUCACCUGAUGGUUCAUUUUUGCUGGUACCUGCUGGUUUAUACAAAUGUUCUCAUGAAACUGAAUCAAUUAACACGGCUUACAUAUUUUCCAGGAAAGACCUUUCAAGACCUGCAUUACAGCUUCCCGGUGCCAACAAACCUGUGGUAGCUGUGCAUUUUUGCCCUUUGAUAUUUUCCCUCCGUGGAUCAAACUCGGAUGGCUUCUUCAAGCUCCCAUAUCGGCUCAUUUUUGCUGUUGCAACUCUGAAUUCUCUGUACAUUUACGACACAGAAAGUGUUGCCCCUUUGGCAAUUUUGGCUGGUCUUCAUUAUGCAGCCAUAACAGAUAUUGCAUGGUCACCUGAUGGAAAGUAUUUAGCCUUAUCAUCCCAAGAUGGAUACUGCACAUUGGUUGAAUUUCAGAGUGACAAACUGGGAUCACCUAUCCCCUCUUCAGAUGGAAAGAACAACACUAGUAAUGUUGGUGAAACGCCUAGUCUACAAAAGCCAGAGGAGAUAGUGAUCCAAUCAGUGGCAAAAGACACUGAUGUCGUUAUAGAGAAUAAUCAAACUGACAAGCAAACAGAGCCAGUAGCAACAAACACUCCUGCCCCUACCAAGCUGGCCAAGAGGCGUAUUACUCCCAUAGCUAUCGAUCCUUAACUUUCUAAAUUAUCUCUGUAAAGUUGAAGCUGAAAAUUGUCUGUUUGCUUCCGAUGCAAGGCCCUGAGGCUUGAAGUUUCUUCUUCAUUUUGUAUAAUAGGUCUGCAAGGAAAUUAUGUAUAGUGUAGUAAACAGUCUUUUAGGGCUUGGGGUCUGUCACCAUUGCAAGUGUACCAUGAAAUACGGCUAAUAUAUGUUUGAUUUUGAUGUCCAAUACUCAAAACCAUUAAGAGUUCCAUGAAUAUGAUUUGAGUUAUAUUAGAGGAAUUUAGGAUUUGGAGACGAGUUGGUUUUUGUCUAUUGAUUUAUCUUCCA
Molecule: messenger RNA, 1985 nt
Organism: Amaranthus tricolor (Joseph's coat)
Lineage: Eukaryota; Viridiplantae; Streptophyta; Magnoliopsida; Caryophyllales; Amaranthaceae
Product: chromatin assembly factor 1 subunit FAS2
Exons: 13
Coding region: 324-1670 (448 amino acids)
Biological process (GO): DNA replication-dependent chromatin assembly; nucleosome assembly
Cellular component (GO): nucleus; CAF-1 complex
Molecular function (GO): protein binding
Source: RefSeq, a predicted model, not a curated record